AUGAGUGUGGCUGUGUCCUUGUACAAGGGCAUAGUGAUUUACAAGUAUCUACUAGCAGUAGAAACAAUUCCUCUUGCACGUGGCUGCUGUUGCUAUGGUUACGGGUACACUUCCGCAAACAAAACUGCCUCGCUUCUCUUCGCUAGAACUUCUCUUUCGGUGGGCUUUGUAAACUCAUUUUCAAGCAUGACUGUGCAAGAUAACGACGAUCUCGAAAGGUUUUUGAGGAAUGUUGACCAAAUGAACGAGUUGGUAAAAGAGUUAAAUUUUGCGAAGGCAGAUCAAUUCAUCUCAUCCCUGGAGCAGAAGGAACCGUGUAAAACCAAAAUCAAUAAGACUGUUAUGAACAAAAAUCCUUCAUCUGAAAACGGACCAGUGAACAUCCAGUAUGAAUCAAGUCAAAAUCCUGAGAAUUUCUUGAGGAUAUUAGAAAAAGAUGCCGAGGAGAGAAGACUGAGAAGAAAGAUGAAGGAAGAAAAAGCCAAUGCGUUAAGGGAGCAGGGGAAUGAAGCUUUCACUCAAGGUGACUACGAAACGGCUGUCAGGUUUUAUACUGAAGGCUUGGAGCAGCUGCGUGACAUGCAGGCUCUCUACACAAACAGAGCACAGGCCUUUAUCAAGUUGAAGAGAUAUAAGGAGGCCAUCAGUGACUGUGAGUGGGCUCUGAGGUGCAAUGAGAAGUGUAUUAAAGCAUAUGUACACAUGGGCAAAUCUCACCUAGCACUCAAGGAUUUCAAACAGUCCAGGAUUUGCUAUCAAAAAAUUUUGGAGAUAGAGCCACAGCGAGAGACCAUGGUCAAAGCUUAUCUGAGACAAGUGGAUUUGGAAGAGAAGGCAUCUCUCCAGGAAAAGGCAGCUUGGGACGAGCUACAGGAGGGAACAGGGCAGGCCAUGGAAGUACCAGAGCUGCUGAAGAAGCUCGACAGACCCAAUGAGAUCAAUCUUUACUACUGUGGUGGAUUGGAGCUGCUCUCACAGGCUAUUAAAGACUGUACAGGGCAGACAUUAUUCAGAUUAAACAAUGGCUUCAGUAUCAUUAAUGGCAAUAACGCUGUAAGAAGCUGUCUCUCACAGAAUUCAAAAGAUCCAUAUGCGGUUGAUCUAUGCUUGUCCAUCGUCAAACUACGGAGGACAGUUUGCAGUGGAAAUGGUACAGGGCAGACAUUAUUCAGAUUAAACAAUGGCUUCAGUAUCAUUAAUGGCAAUAACGCUGUAAGAAGAUUUAAGAUUCAGUCAAGGGAGAACUUCAAAGCAGUGUUUGCCCUUCCUCUUGAACAUCUGCUGUCAAAUAUCAUGACAGCCGACCAUAAGAAACUGGCUUCUGUGAUUUCUGUGAUCGGGACCAUGGCUCUGGAUAAUGUCAUCAGUAAAAAGCUGGCAGGACGUUGCGAAUUUUGGAGAUGCUCUCUCCAAACUAUGAAGCAGUGCAUCGGCUGUGAAUGUGGAAGUGUCCUCUAUCCCCUCCUGGGUUUGAUGAUCAACUUAGCCUCAAAUCCCUCUCAAGUUGUCCAGGAGCACGCUGUUCUGGCCAGCAGCAGGUGCUUGGACCUGCUGAGCGAUUCCUCUGGGGGCGUCAUCACAAGAGCUGCAGGUUUGCUGAGCGUUCUCCUCCCGAUGUCUUCUGAUGCCACUCAAGAAGUUGUGCAAAAUGGAAUAGUGAAGAAGUUGCUGAAGAUUCUGAAGGUAGGAGGAGAGAUGAGCUCCAGAUACUCCAUUAAAGCCCUGACAUUCUGUACUGCCUCAAUCCCACAGGCCUGUGAAGAGCUGGUAAAGCUUGACAAACGGCUGCUCACUUUGAGAAAACUCCUGGGCAGUAUUGACGAGUUGGUGGUGGGGAACGCAGCUUUGUGUAUGGGCCAUUGCUUAGAAGUGGAUGGAGCUGGCGGUAGCCUCCUAGGCACAGACUGUGUUCAGUUGCUGCUACACCAUGCUGCUGGAGACGCCAAAAGAGCAGCCAUUCGGCAGAAUGCAGCCAUUACUCUUGGGAAGCUGUGCAAAACAGAGCCCAGGCACAUGGAGCAACUCAGGGAGCUCCAUGGUUUAGAAAUCCUUCACUCCUGUGUAAGAUUGAUCACGUGAGCCACUACCACUCAUUUGGUUCCUCAGUAAAUGACCUCAUAACUCAGGACCCGCACACACACACAAACAGAUGACUGCUGUCCUUUGCUUUACAGCUUAAGAUGCUCAUCUUAAGUGAGGCCACAAAUUACUGUCAUGCCUUAAGGCCUAUCUUGAUUAGGCAGCUGUUUCCUGUGUUCGUUUUAAUUAGAGAGAAUUCACACUGACAUGUGACUCUGUUAUCUGCUGUUGUAGAGAACAUGUUGCCCUGGGACGAUAUUCGAAACAUUUAAAUUUCCUUUCAUCCCAAAUGACUCACUUGGGAGUGUGUUGUCUUGAUUACAUUUUGCUUUCUGUUUGUUGAAAAAUGGAUUAAUAUUAGCUUUCAUGUGUUAAAUAAAAAAGAUUAA
This is a messenger RNA of Sinocyclocheilus anshuiensis, 2468 nucleotides long. Its product is annotated as tetratricopeptide repeat protein 12-like. The coding region runs from base 1 to 2079 and encodes 692 amino acids. The record is from RefSeq and is a predicted model, not a curated record. Gene Ontology annotation, cellular component: centrosome; cytoplasm. NCBI's taxonomy places the organism in Eukaryota, Metazoa, Chordata, Actinopteri, Cypriniformes, Cyprinidae. The transcript is spliced from 21 exons. Gene Ontology annotation, biological process: axonemal dynein complex assembly; sperm axoneme assembly. Gene Ontology annotation, molecular function: protein binding.